Messenger RNA from Rhinolophus ferrumequinum (greater horseshoe bat), 2345 nucleotides. RefSeq names its product family with sequence similarity 136 member A (gene TIMCC). Bases 772 to 1095 code for a protein of 107 amino acids. Lineage: Eukaryota; Metazoa; Chordata; Mammalia; Chiroptera; Rhinolophidae. The record is from RefSeq and is a predicted model, not a curated record. Gene Ontology annotation, cellular component: cytoplasm. The transcript has 3 exons.
UUCGCUGCCCCUUCCCACAGCCACCGUGCUAUGUCCCGCGCCGCUGUCCCCCUUCCCGCAGAUUCCUGAACGGACGUCCCUGGGGUUGCUGCGGCGACCUCGGAAGCAGGCCUUGCCCUGAGACAGAAAAUCUGGAGCUUCGGCUGAGCGGAUGAAAUCUGUGCGCCCUCGCCAAGCGCAAGGCCGUUUUCCACCCAGGCCAGCCCGAGGGGCGUAGGGGUGGGUCCCCGGACCACGGUUAGGAAGUCCCUGGUGUGAGGCAUUGGCCUCCCCCACUUCCCUUCUUGUGCGGCCCCUUCCGCAGGUGAGCAGCCGGAGGCCCAGAAAGAGCACGGCCAAGGUGAAAGACCGGAAAGGCGAAAGCGCGCCGCCUCCGCAGUGGCCAGGUCUUGCCCGGUUAUUCGCUCCACACAGCCCUAGUUUUUAUGCUGUUCUGCUUUGAUCCCCUAAAUAUUUUGUGUCCUGCCUCCCUAAGGAGAUUGUGGGUUACCCUUGUAGUGCCCCUUAAGUCAUUGAUUAAUGAAUGGGUUGCCCCCUGGUGGAAUGUAGAUUACUAGGUUGCUGACCUCUGAAACCCUGUGAUAUAGGCUCCUGGUUUUCAGAAUUUGGCUUCAUCUGACCCACCGCCAGCUUCCCCGUCCACCCGGCCUUCGAGGCAACAGGUGCCACUGAGCUAGCAGCAAGAAGGCCAUGAAACACUGCGAGGCACUGAGGAUAAUUUUCCCAUUCGUGGUCUUAAGGUCCUGAUGUCUCUUCUAAGGAGAGGGCCUCAUGUUCCGGUGCAGCGCCGGCUGCUGUGAGGACAGCCAGGCCACCAUGCAGCAGGUACACCAGUGCAUUGAGCGCUGCCACGCACCUCUGGCUCAAGCCCAGGCCCUGGUGACCAGCGAGUUGGAGAAGUUCCAGGACCGCCUGGCCCGAUGCACCAUGCAUUGCAACGACAAAGCCAAAGAUUCAAUAGAUGCCGGGAGUAAAGAGCUUCAGGUGAAGAAGCAGCUGGAGAGUUGUGUGACCAAGUGUGUGGAUGACCACAUGAACCUCAUUCCAACCAUGACCAGGAAGAUGAAGGAGUCUCUCUCAUCCAUUCAGAAAUAGGAGUCUGUCAUUGGCCAUCAGGGCUGAGGGCAGGAAUCUAUUUAAAAAGAAGAAUGAGAAUUGGUCUUUUAAGCAAAGUUUAUGAGUGAAGAAAUUAAGGAUGGCAGCAAGGUUAAGGCAUAUGUCACUUGCCUCUGGACACUGGUUCCUUUAUGUUUUAAUCCUAGAUAAUGAAAUGGAAAAAUUGGUGCUAAAAUUUGAGUCAGAGAGUUUUUGAGAGUCUAAAUUUUUUGUGGCAAGUGCUUAUCCUAGCAGCAGGCAUCUCCCUCAUACCAAUCCAGAGCCUCAGGUACCAGGUACCAACAGGGUGACAGGUUCCUCUCAUCUGCCAAUGAUCUGCUGGAGUGUGAGGAGAGGUGUGUCUGUUUGUUGCCAACCUCCUGUUAACCAGAAGCAUCACCACACCAUUUUCCAUAAGCUGUAAAGCAAAGUCAGUGAGGUCACCAGGGGAAAAAAGGUUUCUGGGUCUUUUGUUUUGCUUGGUUUUGUCUUACAACAGCAUGAAGUUGAUUUAAGAUGUGGAGCUGGGAGAGGUAGUUUAGAUAAGAACUUUGAAAGGUUCCUUUGGAUAUCCAUUUCUGGCCAUCAGAUGUGAAUGUGCAUUUCUUAAAAUUCUCACACAUUACAUCUUUCAGCCUGGAGCUCUCCUAAAACAUGAGCGGUGAUGUCACACUGGGUGUGGGAAGCAGACCUUCCCUCUCACUGGCUGCCAUGAUGGGCCCUGAGGCUGUCUGCAGCAGAGUGACAGGACAAUCUUGCAGUGACACUCCCUUGAAGAGAAAGGAUUUUGAUUGUGCUGUAUAUCAGUACUCAGGAAUGAACAGUGAAAGGAACUGUUGGCUGCUUAAUAGAGUUCUGAAGUACCGGAUUUGGAAAAACUUGGUUUUCAGGAAUGAAACCUAUAUCCAGUGUUGCUUACUUAGCCCGCUGAAAUAAUAUAGCCCUACUGAGACAAUCCCUUGGCAACAGGAAGGUCAAAAAAGAAAAACUAAGCAACUCAGGUGAGCUGUGGCUCCUUUAGAGCAAAAGAGGGGCAGCCCCCCAUUACCAAAUGCCAGUUUUGCCUGGGGCCUUUGCAGUGUUCCAGCUCCAGCUCUGGCACCUUACUGUUUUGAUAAGGACCUUGUCCUUUUACCAGCUUAUUACUUGAAAUGAUGAUAUAUAUAGCCUGUCUGCUGUUUCAGGACUGUGACAUAUUUUCCUAGUGGUCUGGUUUUUAAAAAUAAAUAAGGUUUAAUUUUUUUCCUCUA